AUGAGAGCUACGGCGUUCAAUCUCCUUUUCGUGUGUGCAGGGGAGUCACUGCGCAUUUUGUAUGCGGCAGCAGAAAUAAUGGACUACAGGGCUACCGGAGUGGCGCAGGAGAGGCAGCAACGUGGUCUGGCGCUUCAAAGAAGUGGCCUUUCAUUGCAGGUGCCUCCGCACCCCAGGGGGCACCCCUUGCGGAUUGACGAAGGCGACGCCGCUGCUGCGUUGCAGGAGUAUCUCCAGCUCGAGGCACCACAGUCUUCGUCCACGCAAGAUUUGCAGCGUCUCUCUCGCCUCGCCAACACGUUGACGUUCAGCAGCUCGGCUGCAGAUUUGCUGCAGCAAAACCGUUUGAGCGCAGCCGCUUGCGCAGCGCUGGACGAAGACAGCGACGUCGCUUCAGCAGCGGCUGCCGCUGCCGCUGCUGCUGCUCCGGCCGGGGGUGGAGGGGCUCCCUUUGGCAGGAAGAAUCUUCUAGGAAGUGUGCCUUCAGGCCUUCCUCCGUAUCUCCCCGAGGACGUUAAUGCUUGUACGCUCAUGCCUCCGUGGUCCCUUACGCUUGAAGAUAAGGAAAGGCAGCCUACACUUCCUCCAACUGGGUGA
This is a messenger RNA of Cyclospora cayetanensis, 597 nucleotides long. RefSeq lists its product as uncharacterized. The record is from RefSeq and is a predicted model, not a curated record. NCBI's taxonomy places the organism in Eukaryota, Apicomplexa, Conoidasida, Eucoccidiorida, Eimeriidae. Bases 1 to 597 code for a protein of 198 amino acids. The transcript is spliced from 2 exons.